CCUUUGUUCUCGGUUUCUUUCAUAAAAGCUACUAGCCCUUUAAGAAAAGACAUUUCAAUCUAGGCGUGUUUCCUCCUCCCAUUGAUUAGCAACGAGCCCAGUUCCCAUCUAGUGGGGAGGUAAACCGCUCCCUACGAAAUCUUUUUGUCGCAAUUUGGUUGCAUAUUGAUCUUCAUAAACAAGAUAAUUAACGACGAUGUAAAACAUUUUUGGAAUAAAUAAGCGAAAAAUCAUAAAUGUGCUAGAAGACUCUAAACCACGCUAUUGGACCUGUACAGGACGGCUCAUCGAAAUGGCAUGAAUGUCAACCGGUCAAGGUCCACUCUUUUGAUGCGAGUGUCAAGAUUUACCAACGUGCGUUUACCCGAAUAAAAACCUGCCUUACUCAUCUAGGCAGCGAAACUGUGGUAAAAGCAGAGGUAUUCUGGUAAUGCCAGAAUGGAAGAUUUAUGAGCACCGCCUGAAUUGGCGCAUUGGGAACAACUUUGAUUUAGAAGGAAAUAUGGAUUUCGUUGAUCAUCCAGGACCAGUUAGACUGAAUAGUGUGACUCUAAAGUGCUACAGCAGAAACAAUUGCACAUUUUCUGAACGAGGAUGGAAAUUUGCUAUUUGAAAGCUACGGAAUUUGAUGCCGUGUCGGUUUUACAGCCUUGGCUAUAGGCUAGCGUCUGAUGGUGAAGACAAGAAGCGAUAUUCUACAAGAGCAUAUCAAUCGCAAGGCUCCUUGCAGGGAGGCAUUUCCAUAUAUUUGCGAUAUAUCUGGACCAUUUCGAUUUGCAAUGACUGUCACAAAUUCACUUCUGAUAGACAUUUGAUGAUUGCUGUCAGCAAACAAUUACCCCAGCGAUACAUAACGACUUGCUUUUAAUGUUAAUUGUUUCAUCAUAAUAGACUAGCUCUGAUCAUUGUUCACCAUGUCGGCUGUAAUGAUAGCCAAAAAGAUUACCCGAAAAUGGGAGAAGCUCCCGGGAAAGAACACUUUUUGCUGUGACGGCCGCGUUAUGAUGGCCCGACAGAAAGGCGUGUUUUACCUGACUCUAUUCCUCAUCGUUGGGACCUGCUCCCUGUUCUUUGCUUUUGAGUGUCCUUACCUGGCGGUUCACCUCUCCCCUGCCAUCCCCGUUUUCGCCAUCAUCCUCUUCCUCUUCGUCAUAGCCAUGCUGCUGAGGACCAGCUUCAGCGACCCGGGGGUCUUACCUCGAGCCCUUCCUGAGGAGGCCGCCUUCAUCGAGAUGGAGAUCGAGGCGGCCAAUGGGAACGUCCCCGCGGGACAGCGCCCCCCUCCGCGGAUCAGGAACGUGCAGAUCAACAACCAGAUAGUGAAGCUGAAGUACUGCUACACCUGCAAGAUCUUCCGCCCACCCAGAGCCUCCCACUGCAGCAUUUGUGACAACUGUGUGGACCGCUUCGACCACCACUGUCCCUGGGUGGGGAACUGUGUGGGGAAGAGGAACUACCGCUACUUCUACAUGUUCACACUCUCACUGUCCCUGCUCACCAUCUACAUCUUCGCCUUUGACAUCGUCCAUGUGGUGCUACGCUCCGUGGACUCUGGGUUUGUGAACACGCUGAAGGAGACCCCCGGAACUGUGCUGGAGGUAGUGGUGUGUUUCUUCACCCUCUGGUCCGUGGUCGGGCUGACUGGCUUCCACACCUACCUGAUCUCCCUCAACCAGACCACCAAUGAGGACAUCAAAGGAUCGUGGUCGGGGAAGAACAGGGUGCAGAACCCUUACAGUCACAAGAACAUCCUUAAGAACUGCUGUGAGGUCCUGUGCGGCCCACCCUAUCCCAGUGUGCUGGACAGGAGAGGGAUGAUACCAGAGGACUCGCCAGCUCUGGCCCCAACUGACACUCCCGCCGCCUCCACGGCUGUCAACAAGAGCGUCAACCUUGUGACACAGACCACAAAAACCACGGCACCGCUGAUUCCUAACGAACACACUCCUGACGAUGCGAAGCCCAGCAUCGCCGCUUUGCCCGAGAAGAGCCACUCACCCAAAGAGGAGAAGCCACCGUCCCCUGGCACGCCCCCAAAGUCCCCUGACCCCACGCCCCCAAAGUCCCCUGACCCCACGCCCUCAAAGUCCCCUGACACGCCCUCAAAGUCCCCUGACACGCCCUCAAAGUCCCCCACUGAUGUCAAAUUCCCUGAUGGUUCCAAGGAAAUGAGCCAGAAGUUGUAGGAGAAGCUUAUUGGAGAUUCGUCUCAGAGUUUUUUUUCUCCACUUUGAAAUGCACUGGGCAUUUUUAAGCCUAGACUUAAGCUCAGAUCUCCCUGGUCUAAACCUCAGCCCUGGACCCUGGACUCAAAGUAGGGACUGUGUGUUUUGUGCUGGUUGAGAGGCCUCCUGAGACAUCUUCUGUCGUCCACUGAGCAUGGAUGAAAGCCUCUGCCAAUUUGGGUUCAGCGGACUGUUCCAGGAUCAGAAGAGCCCAGUCUGUGGCGAAGGCUUCAGAACUACUGUCUUUCCUUUUGAACAUUGCAUGAAAAGAAAAAUUAUACAACAAGCGAAUGAUGGGGUAUCGGUGAACUCCCUUUGAAAUGGCUGAUUGUUCUCCAUGAGCUGAUUGUUAACUGCUGGCUGUGUGUGUGUGUGUGUGGUUUUUUUUUUUCUUUUUUAAAUUUUGUAUGGCUUUGAAAUUGCCAUCAGUUGGUGUUUCCUUUUUUUCCAAAUCAACUGAUCUUCCAAUGUGAAUAUCCGCCCUCUGCAAUUGUAUCCAGUGCAAUUGAAAUAGAUAGUGCUCCCCCUGGUGGACAUGUGCAUACACAUCAGAACAUGCUUCAGAAUCAGCUCUCUCCUAUUCUGCUAACAGCACCUGACUGUCCCUAUGCAAUACCUACAGGCACUAGAACUUUUUGGUUGAGAUGGUGGGGCGACACAGCUGUCAAAUAUGUAGAUUUGUCUGAACUGCAAACCUUAAAGUUGCUUAUAGACUUUUGGUGGACUGAUGGCGGGUGACGGCGGGGGUGGUAGACUGAGCAGGAAGAUAAUAUUGACGCUAGGAUCUGUAUGGCAACUCCAUAUGUAUAGAGGUCUUCAAACUCAAAUUAUGCUGCCAAAAUACUGAACUGGAAAAGCAGGCAAAGGGCGUUUCAUGGUUUUUGGGCUCUGAGGUUUAGUACAAUGCCAUCAAAGAAUCUAUAAAGAAGGAUUGGCGAAUGGUGAGUGAAGGGAGAUUAAAUGGCGUCGGACUCUUUCUGGUUCCAUUCAGUAGCAUUUGCACUGAAGGUCCCUUCUCCUAAGAGCUAACCCAUCGCUUCUCUGGUAGCGCUGGGUUGUCAAAAGUCCACUGACUCCUUCCUGAAGUCCACUCAGACGCUGUGUCCUUCCUUGCCCCUGUGUCCUGUUGAGGACACAGCUGGACUGCUGUUGAUCAACUACAAGUAACAGUGCCUUAUCUACAAGCUGCACUAUCAUCUAUCAAUCAAGGCCAUCUGCAGACGAACUCUCCCAGGCUUCACCGACAUGGUACUCUGUCGUAGUUGUACAGUAUGUGGUUUAGGGAUUACUCUGUUUAUUUUUUACUAGUACCAUGGAGAUGUUGAAGUGCACAGACAAGAGGAAUACAAAUGCAAAGCCAUUGUUUAAAUGUAUAUAUUGCAUAUGCUGUGUGUAAGUGCAAAUGUGUUUGAAACUCCUCUAGGUUAUUCGUUUUUAUAGCCUGGUAAAAUGCCUCUGUAAGUCUCCGCUGCACACAUAUUCACCACUUUUUCUUUUGAGGAGGAGGAGGAGGAGGAGGGGGAGAAAGGGAUAUCAGAUAGGUAACUUUGUCCUUAUCUGUGCAUGCUUGACUGUUUUUCAAGGCCACGGUGGAGAGUCAUUUUCAUUCCUGGCAUACCCAGCCUCACGCACUCUCUGCUUUUGCCGUUCAUAUUUUUUUUCUUUUCUCUCUACUCCCCCUUGCGUUUCUCUCUCUUUCUCUCUCUCUCUUUCUCGGCGCUGAGCAGCGGGGGUCUCUCCCACUCGGUGGAUGAAAGCGCGCUCGCUUGAGUUGUGCGCCUCACUAGCCUCUGAAGAUGUGUGUGGUGCUCUCAUUAUCUAGGAGUGAGACAGGAGGCAUCUCGCCCCCCCCCCCGCCCCUUGUUUCCCACCCAUCUGCUCUCUGUUCAUUUCACACUAAGUAGAGACAUGGACAGGAGUGACAGAGUUCAGUGCAACAAGGGAUGUGGUGGGGGUUUGGGGUAGGGUUGGGGGUGGGGGGGGUCGGGUUUGGUUGCUAAGGCAACCCAGAGGUAUGACUGAGAAAAAUGCAUUCCACCGUUGAAAGAGGUGUUUUGAUGUGCAGGAAUUUGAAAGCAGUGUUUGUCUGCAAAGCGUAAUGGCUGUCAUGGCAUAGUAGGACUAGAGCAGUUGUGUUUACUUGUUCUCCUUAGUGGCCAUUGGAUGUGUUGCCGUGUGUAGUUGUCAGCAAGUCCCAGACUUUUGAAGACAAAAGUUUGUUUUAGUUCCCAGAAGCAAAAGUAUUCUUUUAGACUAUUCUUUGGAUAUGUGGUAUGUGAAAGAAUGAGAUAGUGAGGGCAUGUUGUCUAGCCUUUAGUUUUGUUAUUUCUUGCUUGUGUCAAGACAAGGGUAGCAUGUUACUCUCUAUUUCUCUUUCCUUUUCUCUUUCUCUUUCUCCUUCUCUCUCUCUCUCUCUCGCUCUCUCCCCUUGUGGUCUUUUCUGGCUAAAGUAAAUGAGCUGUGAAAGGUUGAGCUGAAUCAGUAUUAUUAUACUUGAAUGUGUGGGCGAGUUCACACUGUAGGUGUUGCUGCUGUCAACGUCUGUCAAACCAUGUCUGUAGAGGGGGAGCCAGCUCCACAACGCUUACAGCAGAACUCACUAAGUUUGGAGCACAUCUGGCCCUGAUUGGUUGCCAGAUACGUUCCCAUUUUGGCCUCCACCAUGGUUGCCAGAUACGUUCCCAUGUUGGCCUUAGUCAUGGUUGCCAGAUACAGUCCCAUGUCAGACUCCAUCAUAGUCGAUUUGAGAGAGUGAUAGUUAUGUGGUAUUAUGUAUACCGUUUCUCGCUCUCUCCAGUAGUCUGAAAAAAAAUAUUAUUUAUGUCCCUGUGUCAUAACUUCAGGUUUAGGUGGAACUCAAGAAUAGAUUUUCAACAGGACGUUGGCCAUUCACUGAAUAUGCCUUGCAGCAGUGUGUUACAGCUCUGGUGUUUUUGGUAUGGUGUCAAAUCGUGGUGUUCUGUGAAGGUGGGCAUAGAGGGAAGGCUGUAGAUUAUGAUACGGGCAUAAUGCACUUACUAAUAUUUCCCCCAGACUUCCCCCAAUUAUUACAUUCAGAGGAUCAUUGUUGUCUAAGGUGUUUAAAUAUUUAAAGGCCUGAUCUUUGAAUUAUUUCCCUGGGUGAUAACAUGCUCAAGAUGUCUCAGUAGUGUGGGAAGGUCGCUUUAUGGUUACAUUUCACGAGAAACAACACCAUUGCUAAUCUUUUACAGCAGUGUUUUUAUUCUUUGUGUUUUCUUAUCCUUGUAGCUACAAUUCUGGCCUUGCCCGCUCAUGAGAUUGGACACUCCGGGGCAAAAAACGUUCAGCAAAAUAUCUGAUAGUGAACAGCUGUACGCUCCAGAUUUAGACUGAUUAUCGGAUCUCAGUUCAACCUCACUGAUCAGGAAGCGACAGGCGUGUUUCUGCUUAACCUGUGGGUACGGAAGAAUUAGGUUUCAGUGGGGCUGAAUCAUGGUUGAUGUUAUUAAUCUUGGCUAAUCUUGUUUUUUUUUUUGUCUAAAUCAGGAUAGACUAAAAUGCCCUGAGGGGGGCCAAAGCAUGCACUCUGAUAUUUGUACUGAAAUGAGUAAAACGUAAAAUGAGAAUGGGAAAUGGGAAAAGUGAAUCUCAUUAUGGUAACAUUAUUCUUUUCUCCAUUAGAUCAGUAGAGACCAAUCCCAAUCUGUUGUGAGCCUGACUCCACGCUGCACAAACAUGAGUAAAUUGUAAAGUUAACAUCUAUCCUGUGUGCAUCAUGACUGAGGGCACAGUGUGCUGGUUUGCUUGAGUAUCAACAGAAGUUCACACUAUCAGCGCUACAUGAGUGAACCUAUAGACUUUCAUAGGUGUUAUAUUACUAUUUUGAUGGACCCUUUAAAAAUCAAGUGUGGAGAGUUGAAAGACAUUUACAUGGGGGAGGAAUUAGUGACAGUACUAUCAGCACUGUCUGUUAGUGUUAGUGUUCAGGAAUUCUUGUUUUCACCUGCAAAGGCGCGUACAUGUUUGGGGUUUAUGUGUGUUCGAUGUUAAUACUUAAAUACAGACCAGAUGUAAGGUUUUUAAACAACCUGGUCUGAAUCUAUACAGUGCAUUAUACAGUAUAUAUAAAUACAUUACAAGGUAUCACAAAUGGAUUCUGUUUAUGUUCACUUUACUUUGUAAUAUCACUGUGAUUUAUGUAUAUUCCCUUAUAUCCUUCACUUCUUUUUACAUGAUGGAUACAUUGGUGUGUAUGUUCAUUAAAUUAUAUAUUGUCUUAUUA
Clupea harengus (Atlantic herring) is the source of this 6468-nucleotide messenger RNA. It is a transcript of the gene zdhhc9, whose product is annotated as zinc finger DHHC-type palmitoyltransferase 9. Gene Ontology annotation, biological process: protein targeting to membrane; peptidyl-L-cysteine S-palmitoylation. The transcript is spliced from 9 exons. The record is from RefSeq and is a predicted model, not a curated record. Gene Ontology annotation, cellular component: Golgi apparatus; endoplasmic reticulum. NCBI's taxonomy places the organism in Eukaryota, Metazoa, Chordata, Actinopteri, Clupeiformes, Clupeidae. Bases 915 to 2186 code for a protein of 423 amino acids. Gene Ontology annotation, molecular function: protein-cysteine S-palmitoyltransferase activity.